This is a messenger RNA of Trichomonas vaginalis G3, 1199 nucleotides long. Its product is annotated as DNA/RNA polymerase superfamily. The record is from RefSeq and is a predicted model, not a curated record. NCBI's taxonomy places the organism in Eukaryota, Parabasalia, Trichomonadida, Trichomonadidae. The annotation marks the transcript as partial. The transcript has a single exon.
AUGAAUGAUAAUCAAAUUAGAGCAGAAGGUAGAAGGUUAUUUAAACGCUUCUAUAACAUUCCUGAUGAUGUUAAUCCUAAAACUCGUAGAAGCUAUUUAAAUGAAGCAAUAGAUGCAUAUGAAGGAUUUGACAUUUCAUCAGAAAGUGAGAGAUUAGCGAGAAUGUUAAAUGUUAAUAUUGAUUUCUAUUAUUGUGAUCCUCAACCAGAAGACGUGGACAUAAAUAAGGUAGACUUUCCAUUAGUGGAAUCAACAAUGAUAGAUCCAGAAUUUGAAACAGUAAAUAUUUUAUUAACACAGAGUCCAUGUGGAAAACUUCACGCUGACAGAAUAACAGACGUUGAAGCACUCACCGGCUAUAAAGUUUGUCCAUAUUGUAAAGAAGAAGUUUAUUCUAUCCGUGAUGAUCCAGAAAGGAAAAACCAAAGAAGAUUUUUAAAGCAUUGUGAGAAAUGUAAAGAAAAUAAUGGGAGAUUAAUUCAAGACGUUCAAUUGCAAAAGACCCAGCAACCAUAUGCACCACAUAUUACGAAACAGAAGAUAUAUCAGUGGUUAUUAGCUCACAAUUUGCAGGAAUAUUAUCAACCGACAAGAUAUUAUAUUACUUUUGACUUUGAAACAUUAGAGACUAAAGAAGAAUUACAACUUUCUGAGUGUGCAACUUUGAACGCUUACUUAAAACCAUUCAUGGUAUCAUCAACGGUUAAAUUAAAUGAUAAAACAUAUACGAGGAAUUUUUGCUUAACUUCGAGUGAUUCUUUUAUUUCUGAUUGGAUUGAGUUUUUAUUUUCAACCUGUUCAUUAGUUGUUGAAUCAAAUAUGAGUCAAUAUGAAGAAUUAAUGAAGUCGCAAACGGCGGGGACUUUGUCCCAUACAUUAAAUGAAAAACAGAAGGAAGCAUUUAAAGAACUUCUAGAUGAGGAAUUCAAUAAAGUGAAUAUCAUAGGUUUUAAUUCGGGAAAGUUUGAUUUAAAUUUAAUUCUUCGUGAUUUAAACACUGCAAAAUGGAAAAUAAAAUCAAUGCUGGGUUCAUCUUCACAAUUUAAGCAAAUCAUUGUAAAGAAAACAAACGCUCCAUAUGAAUUGAGAUUUAUUGACAUCAGAAAUUAUAUAGCGGGUGGGACAUUAGACCAAUUCACUCAAGAUUUCGGAAACAAUAAAUCACGUGUUAAAUCCUUUUUCCCUUAUCAAUUCAUCAC